Molecule: messenger RNA, 3589 nt
Organism: Scleropages formosus (Asian bonytongue)
Lineage: Eukaryota; Metazoa; Chordata; Actinopteri; Osteoglossiformes; Osteoglossidae
Product: ribosomal protein S6 kinase alpha-6-like
Exons: 22
Coding region: 236-2569 (777 amino acids)
Biological process (GO): protein phosphorylation; intracellular signal transduction
Molecular function (GO): protein serine/threonine kinase activity; magnesium ion binding; ATP binding
Source: RefSeq, a predicted model, not a curated record
CCGCCAUGUUGUCUAUUAGCAGCGGGAGUAGCAGCGCGUGCUCGCGCCACUCUGACAUUCCCCGGGAGCUUCCAGCACUGCCCGAGCCCCUCCCCUUCCCCAACCACGUCGUGGGACCCGUACUCCGCGUCAUUAACUGUGGGCUUGAGCACGGAGAGGGGCGUUUCGGCGGCGCUCGGCGCGGGGUGAUACGCGCGCUCGGACUGUGGUGAUGAUGGUGUAGUUCCACUGCGGGAUGCCUUUCGCCCAGCCGCGCGAUUGCGGGCACAAAAUGGAGGCGCGCAUCGUUAACGCUGAGGUAAAUGGACAUCAGAUGAUGGAUGAACCUAUGGAGGAGGGCGAGUCUCUCUCAUACUGCGAAACAAAUGUAUGGCCACCGUGGGGCAUGUCUCCCCAGGAAGAGGGUGUGUACAAAGAGAUCCCCAUCACUCACCAUGUGAAGGAGGGCUGUGAAAAGGCGGACCCCUCCCAGUUUGAGCUGCUCAAAGUGCUGGGCCAGGGCUCUUUUGGAAAGGUGUUCCUUGUUCGCAAGGUCAAAGGUCCAGAUGCUGGGCAGCUCUAUGCAAUGAAAGUACUGAAGAAAGCGUCCCUGAAAGUGAGGGACCGGGUUCGCACCAAGACGGAGCGGGAUAUCCUGGUGGAGGUGAACCAUCCCUUCAUUGUGAAGCUCCAUUAUGCCUUUCAGACAGAAGGGAAGCUCUACUUAAUCCUGGAUUUCCUCAAGGGUGGAGAUGUCUUUACUCGUUUGUCCAAAGAGGUUAUGUUUACAGAGGAGGAUGUGAAAUUCUACCUUGCAGAGCUGGCCCUUGCCUUGGACCACCUUCACAACCUAGGCAUUGUUUACAGAGACCUGAAGCCUGAAAACAUUUUGCUUGAUGAAGCUGGACAUAUCAAGUUAACAGACUUCGGGCUCAGUAAAGAAUCGGUGGACCAGGAUAAGAAAGCCUACUCUUUCUGUGGUACUGUGGAGUACAUGGCCCCUGAGGUGGUCAACAGAAGGGGACACACCCAGAGUGCUGACUGGUGGUCCUUGGGGGUGCUUAUGUUUGAGAUGCUCACAGGAACGCUGCCGUUUCAAGGCAAAGACCGGAACGAGACCAUGAACAUGAUCCUGAAGUACGUACCACUGUUUCUCCAGACUCAGCAGGUCCAAACAACAUGGAGCACACACUCGGCCAUUGUUUUUCCAAGGGCUAAGCUGGGGAUGCCGCAGUUCCUGAGCGUGGAAGCUCAGAGCCUCCUAAGACUGCUGUUCAAACGGAAUCCAGCUAAUCGCUUAGGAGCAGGCCCUGACGGUGUGGAGGAGAUCAAAAGACACACCUUCUUCUCCACCAUAGACUGGAAUAAACUGUACAGAAGAGAAGUUCAACCCCCAUUCAAACCGGCAUCAGGAAAAGCAGAUGAUACGUUCUGCUUUGACCCAGAAUUCACUGCAAAAACUCCUAAAGACUCCCCGGGUGUCCCGCCAAGUGCCAAUGCUCAUCAGCUCUUCAAAGGCUUCAGCUUUGUAGCACCUGCCCCGCUGGAUGAGAGCAAAGGCCCCCCUGCCAGCGUCCUUCCCACUGUCCAGCAGAUACAUGGCACUUCCUCCCAGUUCCUGGACACAUAUGAGCUCAAGGAGGACAUCGGCGUGGGCUCUUACUCUGUCUGCAAGCGUUGCGUCCACAGAGGCACUGGCACGGAGUUCGCUGUCAAGAUAAUAGACAAAAGCAAAAGAGACCCAUCAGAAGAGACAGAGAUCCUUAUGCGAUAUGGUCAGCAUCCAAACAUAAUCACUCUGAAAGAUGUGUACGACGAGGGUCGCUACGUGUACCUGGUGACGGAGCUGAUGAAGGGAGGUGAGCUGUUGGACAGGAUUCUUCGGCAGAAGUGCUUCUCAGAGCGUGAGGCUAGCGCCGUGCUCUACACCAUUGCCAAGACCGUGGACUACCUGCACUGCCAGGGGGUGGUGCACCGGGACCUGAAGCCAAGCAACAUCCUGUACAUGGACGACUCAGGGAACCCUGACUCCAUCCGCAUCUGUGAUUUUGGCUUCGCCAAGCAGCUGCGAGGGGGCAGUGGACUACUGCUCACACCCUGCUACACCGCCAACUUUGUGGCCCCUGAGGUGCUCAUGCGGCAGGGAUAUGAUGCAGCGUGUGACAUCUGGAGUUUGGGAGUGCUGCUCUACACCAUGUUGGCAGGCUAUACACCAUUUGCCAACGGCCCCACGGACACCCCCGAGGAAAUCCUCCAGCGCAUCGGCAGCGGCAAAUUCUCCCUUAGCGGGGGCAACUGGGAUUGUGUGUCUGACACGUCCAAGGACCUGCUGUCCCACAUGCUUCACGUGGAUCCCCAGCAGCGCUACUCUGCAGAGCAGGUGCUGAAGCACCCAUGGGUGGCCUGCCGUGACCAGCUGCCUCACCUCCAGCUCACGCGGCAUGAUGCGCUGCACCUGGUCAAGGGAGCAAUGGCUGCUACCUACUCGGCUCUGAACCACAAGCCAGGCAAGCCCAUCUUGGAACCCGUAGCUGCUUCCAGUUUGGCGCAGCGUCGGAGCAUGAAGAAGCUCACCUCCACCGACUUGUAGGGCACAUCGGACUCUGCCCCCUGCUGCUACAGCUUACAGCACCCGCCCCAAUUUAUUUAUUCUCACCUUUUAUCAUCCCCUCCCAGCACCUUUCGCACUGAUAUCAGGGAGGCUACCUGUAUAAUCAGGGCCUGAUGGAACUUUCAGUGAAUAAAUCCUGAUAAUAUAUACAUGUAUGUAUGUGGUACUGAUGGGACAAGUAUCCUCUGUGACGUAUAUUUAUUAAUUUUUGGCUGUAGAGACACACUGCACUGCACCGCCCCCUCCCCACUUACUGAGACUGGCCCACUGUGUGUUCCAGACAGUGACAUGCCGCUCUGUCCUUUAGCCCCUCCUUUCUGUGUCCAUAAAGGAGCAUCCCAACAUGAAAAGCUGCCCUCAGCAUGGCUACGAGUCAGGUAGUGAAGAGCAGCCCCAGCAUCUGAGAAGCAGCAAGAGUCUUGCAGUAGAAUUCCAGUGUGUGUUGUGGAUAUUGAGGAUGAGGGCUUGUGUGAGCUGACGUCUUGCAGCUGGGAAGUCUCUGCUAGACAUUGAACUACAGUUUCAUGCUUUUGGUGCCAGCUUUACGCAGGUCUUGUGAUUAUGUUUGUGUUCAGUGUUGGCCCCAGUUUUCUACUUUCAAAUCCCUAUCCUGUGGUUUUCUUUUUUUUUUUUUUUUUUUGUCCACAUUAUUUGCUUUCUUUCUUCCCUAUUUCAUUCAGUGCUUUAAUAUCAUUUGUCUUAAAUCUGAUUUUGGUCCAGUUUAAAAGAAUCGUGUACAACAUAUAUAUAAAUAUAAUGCUAGAGGAAAAAAAUAAACUUGCGCAAAUUUAGUGUUGUAGGUACACUGUUGCUUCCAAAGGGUGAAAGGUUAGUGAGUAGAGAUGAGACCCUGGAGACAACUUCCUGCAUCAACAUCAAAUCUCUUCACAGAUAUUGUGGAAACUGUAUCAUAUUGUAUUUAUUUAAUUUGAUUUUUACAAAUAUAUUUUUGUUCGGAGGUCUGUAUAUAUUGACAUUAAAGAUCAUUAUUAACAUGCA